Messenger RNA from Paramormyrops kingsleyae, 2770 nucleotides. RefSeq names its product serine/threonine-protein kinase SBK1-like. Lineage: Eukaryota; Metazoa; Chordata; Actinopteri; Osteoglossiformes; Mormyridae. Gene Ontology annotation, biological process: protein phosphorylation. The record is from RefSeq and is a predicted model, not a curated record. Gene Ontology annotation, molecular function: ATP binding; protein serine/threonine kinase activity.
UGUCCGAGCGCACAUAAUGCGCACGCAGGCGGGGGGGCCUUCGGAUCCUGCGUCGGCCGCUGCUCGGGUCUUGGCUGCGAUUGGGUGUCGGACACAAGACAGGGAGGGGGUUUCGCUUCUCUGGACGUAUUUCGAUAUGAGUAAAGGCGAUGUACAGACAAUAGGACGGCAGAACCAAACGUGACAGGGGUAGCAGCCUGUACUUGUGCUAGAGAUGCGAAAUUACGCUCGUCUGGAUUUGAAUCGCCGCCAAAAUCUGAACAAUGCAGAGCUGAAGAAAAAGCAUUCAGUUCUUCUUGCAUCAGAAUAGUCUUUUCCGUCAGCAUAAUUUUUGUCCUCUCCUAAAUUGACAGACGGUUACAGGGAUUGCAUGAAUUACGAACUGAAAGCUCCGCCAGCCUUCAGCCAAAAUGAGCUCCUCUCCCAUGCCCAGCCGCACUUCCCCUGACGUCCUAGAGGAGCUGCAGCUCCAUGCCGCUCAGAACCUGGAGAAGGUGGAGAUCAGUCGGUACUACGAGGUCAUCCGGGAGCUGGGCAAGGGCACCUACGGCAAGGUGGACCUGGUCGUCCACAGAAUCAGGGGAACGAAGAUGGCCCUGAAGUUCCUCUGUAAGAAGACCACCAAUCUGCGCAGCUUCCUGCGAGAGUACAGCAUCUCGCUCUACCUGUCGCCCUGCCCCUUCAUCAUCGACAUGCUGGGCAUCGCCUUCCAGACGGACGAGUACUACAUCUUCGCGCAGGAGUACGCUCUAGCCGGGGACCUCUUCGACAUCAUUCCUCCGCAGGUGGGGCUCCCUGAGGUGGUGGCGAAGCGCUGUGGCCGGCAGGUGGCCGUCGCCCUGGACUACCUACACUGCAAGAAGCUGGUGCACAGGGACAUCAAGCCCGAGAACGUGCUGCUCUUCGACCGCGAGUGCCACCGGGUCAAGCUGUCCGACUUCGGCAUGGCGCAGUGGGCGGGGGCGCCGGUGAGGCGCGUGAGUGGCACCAUCCCGUACACGGCGCCGGAGCUGAGCCAGGCAGCGCCAUGGCAGGGCAUCUGCGUCGACUACAGCCUGGACGUGUGGGCCUUCGGGGUCCUGCUCUUCUGCACACUCACCGGAAACUUCCCCUGGGAAGCAGCUCUGCCCUCUGACCCCUUCUACCAGGAGUUCCUGCGUUGGCAGCGCCGCCCCAGUCCCGCUCCCGUACCCACACAGUGGCGCCGCUUCUCAGACGAGGCUCUGCACACGUUCCGCCGCCUGCUUUCCCCAGAGCCGCCGUGCCGCUGCGCCGCCAGAGACGUGCUGAGCCAGCUGGGAUGUCGCUGGACGCUGCCGGAAGGUUCUGGAGAGGAUGCCCGCGAUGCUCGGGCCGAGCCGGGAUCGCCGCCCCCGGAGGAGGAGCAGCAGCUCGUCGACCGGAUGAAGCAGCAGACGCUGUCGCCGGCCGCAGAUGAAGAGGAGGAGGAAGAGGAAGAGAACCAGGCGGUGGUUGCUGUGGAGACCGGAAGCCGCGUCCUCUUGGCUGCGCCCAUCGAGAUUUGCGUAUCCCAUCAUUCUCGCUGAAGCUUAGAUUUAGACUGGCCGACGGUCCCGUCAGGAACGCCGUCCCGCUGGAACAGAGCAGCGCCGGGCCACACAGCAGCCGGACCCUCCGCGGGAUGAGCCGGAGAUCAGCUGGCGAACGCGCCCCUUGUCGUCAGAACCGGGCCAGAUCCACAAACCGUCCCUAACGACAUCCAUCUGUUUCUUCAAAAACAUGAGGAUCAACGAAGAGAGGAUGUCGGCAUCGCCUGACCGGUGAAGGGAACGUGACGGGGAGUGUCUGUGCGAACGUCCCGCCAGAUGUGAUCCUGUAUCACGUCUGCCGUACUGUAUUUGUGAACGUCGUUUUUAAUGAAUUAGUUUUAGAUGAGUGAUUAGAUGUGUGGAUCAUUGACUGUAGAGGCAGGAGAGGCACUGGGAAGUGGGUCACACAGAGGUCAUCCCAACUCAUGGUGGAAUAGUACUAUAUUAGUUUAUUAGCAACCUUGGGGCUAACGUAGGUCCUACACACCAUACCUGUGUGAUGUGCUUCUGUCCAGGUCUUCCUUUCAAGCCAAAUCCUGAUAGUUUUGGACAGAAGUCAACAGCCGUCCUUGUCCUGUGUGACACUGACUGGCUUGUGCUGCUGAAGGGGGCGUCCGACGUCACCCAGAUUGGACGAGAUGUUCAGUUCCAGGUGCUGGGUCUGACGUACAUUCUCACAAAUCGUUUUUUUUUUUUUGUUCAUUUCUAAUUGUCUGUCAGUCAGGGAUUUUACAAGAUGGAGGAACGUCUUUCAUGUUUAUUUCAAGAGCAAAGCUGGAACUCAAUUGGUGUGACGAGUGUUUGGCAAAAGCACAUUCCUGCAGUUAUAUCCUGCAAACAAGGUUCUUGCUAGGAUUUUGAUUAGAGUGAACAAGACGUUUAUAUUUUGUGGUCUAUAUUUGUAUGUAUCCUUUCUUGUGACUAAGCAAACCAGCUGAGUAAGGUUUUUGCAAAGGAAACGUGAGAUUGUGGUGAUUUUAAUGGUAAUCAAUCAUUAACGGGUACCUUGUUACAGAACAAUUUUCCGUAGUGAGCAUAUUGACAGUUUGUUUUUUUAAAUGUAAGAUCUGUUCUGAGAAAGUUCAUUUUCAACAGUGAAAAACAUUACUGCCCUGUUGCAUUAAACAAACCCACAAAUGCAGAUUGUGCCAGAAAUAAUUUGUGUGUUGUGUUUUCCAGACGUAACUGCAUGCAUUCCAAAUAAAGCUUUGCUGCUGCAA